AUGAUGGGGUCAUUGGAAGCCAGUCAUAGGCAUAGGUUCGGACCAUCUACCAGCCUUGGUUUUCUAGGAAAAGACGGAUCGGGAUAUCCCCCAAAACACCCAGCUGUUGCACCGGGCCCUGUAACAUCGCCAGGAGCUCUUCUCAGCCCAACAAGCAUGUAUUCCGGCCAGCCAUUACCAUGCUCGUACCCAACAUCGUCCGCCAGCGCACCCUCUGUGCAGCCUGGUUAUAUCUCGCCUACGGAUUCGCGGCGCGUACUUGAAGAGGAGAAGGAGAAGCAACAGUCACAACCACAAAGGCAAUCACUUCCGUCCAUCCACGAGGCUUUAGGAAAUGAUAACCCCCUUCCGUAUCCUGCGCCCACGUCGGCGGCUCCUCAGCAGCCUCCUCAUGCGCCACAUUCGCAUCUUCUAUCUUCAAAUGUUAUAGGACGACCGACUGUCGAAGCACCGUCAGGACCAUCGAAUCCGUUUUCAAAUGUAAUAUCAUCAGGGCCUUAUGUGGUGCGGGACUCAGCGUACCCUCAACCUCAACUGCAAGCAGAAGCAUCUCGGGGGAGUUUGGCGUCAGUUACCACUCAAGAUUCGCGAAAUCACUCGAUUCAAUCCCUGAGUUCGGGCAAAUCACCCACGCAGAGUCAAAAAACGGGGAUCACGUCAAUUGCUGGCUCACAGACGGGAUCGGCGUAUGAAUAUAGUGCUCCUACUUCUGCGGGCAGCAUCGCCUCUCCCAAUGGCUAUGGUCCAUUUCCGCAGAACUUCUCCUUCCAGUCGCAGCCUCCACCAAAUGCGCCAGCGUAUCCAGUUGCGUAUGACACCCGACCCUACGGUACUACAUGGAAGUCGGGUGUGCCCGAAAUGGCGCGUGUCGAGGAAAUGAAGGCCGGACUUACGGGUCGUGCUAUUGCGGGACAGAUCCCGGGCGAUUCUGUCAAACGGCAUUUGGACGUGUAUGAUGUGGAGACAUCGCUCAAUGAGAUUGCGGAGAUGAGCACGCGCACGCUGGACUUUUCACGGCACUACGCUGCAAGAGCGCACCAGUCCCAGCGUUCUGGGCCCGUUGCAAUGCCCUCUCUACAGGAAGUGGAGGAGAUGCUUAGUGUUCAGCGCCGGAACCAGGAUGCCUUACUACGUAUACGAGCUGCAGUUGUGAGCCAAGAGCACGCAUUGGCAGAACAAAUGGCCCAAAGAAAAGCCUUCAAGGCCGGUGGGGUCCGUGACGAUGACCACAUGGCAAUGUACCAAGACGAAUACAAGGGUAGUGGCGGCUUUGCCGGACCAGAUUCGAAGAAGCGACGAGGGAAAGCAGCCCCCCCUGGCCGUUGCCACAGUUGCAACCGAGCUGAGACACCAGAAUGGCGCCGCGGUCCAGAUGGUGCUCGGACUCUAUGCAACGCAUGUGGAUUGCACUAUGCCAAGUUGACGCGCAAGAUGGGUGCCAAACAGGCAUCGUCCUUGGGUUCCAACCUUAAACCCAAGACUCUUGACUCCGCAUCUCCAACUGGCCGUUAA
This is a messenger RNA of Aspergillus nomiae NRRL 13137, 1512 nucleotides long. It is a transcript of the gene nsdD, whose product is annotated as GATA-type sexual development transcription factor NsdD. The coding region runs from base 1 to 1512 and encodes 503 amino acids. The record is from RefSeq and is a predicted model, not a curated record. Gene Ontology annotation, molecular function: zinc ion binding; sequence-specific DNA binding. The transcript has 4 exons. Lineage: Eukaryota; Fungi; Ascomycota; Eurotiomycetes; Eurotiales; Aspergillaceae. Gene Ontology annotation, biological process: regulation of DNA-templated transcription.